AUGAAGGAGAAGAGUUCCAGUGACGACGGCAUCAGCGCCGCAAGCCACGGCGUUGGCGACAUCUCCCAGCUCGAGGCCCAGGCCCAGCUUCGCUCCGUCCAGCAGCACCACCUGCACGACCCCAACCUCCCCGACGACUUCCUCGACGACGUCGCCGACGCGCUGGCCGCCGCCGACUCCAAGACGGCCGUCGCCACCGCCGCCCACGUCCUCGAGGACUCGCCGUACCCAGAGGUCCGCGCCGCCGUCCGCAACUACGACGAGGACGUCCCGGCCAACACCAUCCGCGCCUGGGUCAUCGGCAUGCUGUUUACUACCAUCGGCUCCGGGCUCAACAUGCUCUUCAGCAUGCGCGCGCCGUCCAUCAUCAUCACCACCUACGUAGCCCAGCUGCUGUGCCACCCGGUCGGCCUCGCCUGGGCGUGGGCGAUGCCGAACCGGCAGUAUUCCCUGCUGGGGUUGAAGUUUAACCUGAACCCGGGGCCAUGGAACAAGAAGGAGCACGCGCUGGUGGUCAUCAUGGCCAACGUCAGCUUCGGCGGCGGCUCGGCGUACAGCACCGACAUCAUCCUCGCCAUGAAGCAGUUUUACAAGCAGGAUUUCGGGUGUCUGACCCGGCGAGAAACAACAGGGGGCUUUCAGCUCCUCCUCACAUUCACCAUCUCCAUGUGCGGCUUCGGCAUGGCCGGCCUCUUCCGCCGCUACCUCAUCGAGCCCGCCGCCAUGAUCUGGCCGACCAACCUCAUCAACACCUCCCUCUUCUACGCCCUGCACGACCACUCGCCCUCCGACCCGGCCCGCACCAACGGCUGGUCCGUCGGCCGCUACCGCUGGUUCGCCUACGUCUGCGCCGGCUCCUUCGUCUGGUACUGGUUCCCCGGCUUCAUCGCCCCCUUCCUCAGCGUCUUCGCCUUUGCCACCUGGAUCCGCCCGCAGAGCCCCGUCGUCAACCAGCUGUUCGGCGGCUGGACGGGAAUCUCCCUGAUCCCCAUCACGUUUGACUGGACCCAGGUCAGCGGCUACACGACCUCGCCGCUCAUCUUUCCCUGGCACGCCAUCGCCAACACCACCGUGGGAGUGGUCGUCUUCAUGAUGAUUGCCAACAUUGGCAUUCAUUAUACCAACACGUUUUACAACUUGUACCUGCCGAUCAGCGACUCGGAGAGCUACGACAACAUGGCGCAGGUGUACAACGUAAGCCGCGUCCUGACGCCCAACUUUGAGCUGGACAUGGAAAAGUACAAGGCCUACUCGCCACUGUUCCUGUCCGCCACCUUCACCAUGGCCUACGGCGUCUCCUUUGCCGCCAUCUCCGCGCUCGUCGUCCACACCAUCCUCAACCACGGCAAGGAGAUUUGGCAGCGCCUCACCGCCGUCGGCAAGCACGACGACGACGACGACGUCCACACCCGGCUGUACUCCAAGUACGACCCCGUGCCCUUUUGGUGGUACGCCGUGCUCUUCCUCGCCAUCUUCGGCAUGGGCUUGGGGACGGUCCUCGGCUACGCGACCAACAUGCCCGCCUGGGCGUACAUCGUCGCCAUGGUCCUCGCCUGGCUCUUCAUCCUGCCCACCGGCAUCAUCCAGGGCGCCACCAACGUGCAGCUCGGCCUCAACGUGCUCACCGAGUUCCUCGCCAGCUACAUGCUGCAGGGCCGGCCCGUCGCCAACAUGCUCUUCAAGGCCUACGGCUACAACGCGCUCUACCAGGGGCUCGCCUUCGUCAGCGACAUGAAGAUGGCCGUCUACAUGAAGGUGCCCCCGCGCACCGUCUUCCUGGGCCAGACCGUCGCGGUCGUCUGGUCCUCCGUGGUGCAGGUGGCGGUGCUGAACUGGGCGCUGGGCGCGAUCGAGGGCAUCUGCGAGCGCGACCAGCCGGACCACUUCACCUGCCCCGGCGCCAAGGUCUACUUCAACGCGUCGGUCAUCUGGGGCGUCAUCGGGGCGCAGCGCAUGUUCGGCCCCGGCGCGCUGUACUCCCCGAUGCUCUGGUUCUUCCUGGUCGGCGCCGUCUGCCCGGUGCUCACGUGGGCGGUGCUCCGGCGCAACCCGCGCUCGGCGGUAAGCUACGUCAACUGGCCAAUCAUCUUUGGCGGCAGCGGCAUGAUCCCGCCGGCGACGGCGCUCAACUACCUGUCCUGGGCGUGGGUCGGCUUCCUCUUCAACAAGUACAUCCGCAACAAGUACCGCGGCUGGUGGAUGCAGUUCAACUACGUCACCUCGGCCGGGCUCGACGUCGGCCUCGCGCUGAGCACCAUCCUCAUCUUCCUGGCGCUCGGCCUGACGGGCACCGAGAUGACGCCCUGGUGGGGGUCGGUCGGCGCGCUCAACACCAUGGACGUCCAGGAUACGGCCAUCAUCAGGCCUCUGGCGGAUGGGGAGACGUUUGGACCCAAGACUUGGUGA
This is a messenger RNA of Cordyceps fumosorosea ARSEF 2679, 2406 nucleotides long. Its product is annotated as small oligopeptide transporter, OPT family. The transcript is spliced from 2 exons. NCBI's taxonomy places the organism in Eukaryota, Fungi, Ascomycota, Sordariomycetes, Hypocreales, Cordycipitaceae. Gene Ontology annotation, molecular function: oligopeptide transmembrane transporter activity. The record is from RefSeq and is a predicted model, not a curated record. The coding region runs from base 1 to 2406 and encodes 801 amino acids. Gene Ontology annotation, biological process: transmembrane transport.